Molecule: messenger RNA, 2479 nt
Organism: Danio rerio (zebrafish)
Lineage: Eukaryota; Metazoa; Chordata; Actinopteri; Cypriniformes; Danionidae
Gene: ada2a
Product: adenosine deaminase 2a
Biological process (GO): adenosine catabolic process
Cellular component (GO): extracellular region
Molecular function (GO): adenosine deaminase activity; deaminase activity
Source: RefSeq, marked provisional
UGUGGAAGUCAGUUGCAGGGUAGAUGUCGACCGAGCUCUGUUAAAUACAAUUACUAUUAAACUUCUGUUGUAGCGAUUCUGUGUACUCAACAGAGAUCUGUGGUUGAAUUACCUUACAGACAUGCAUGUGUUGUUCCUUGGAGAUCUGAUGUGGAUCUACUUGCUGCUUCUGUGUUGUGCAUCAUGUAACGGUAGACCAGAUCCCAGGAAACGGGACGCUCUCAUAGGCCUGGAGGCAUCUAGACGGACAGGAGGUGACAUUACGCUGAACCAGAGAGAAAAACUGCUUGAUGGAAAACUUCAGAAAUUGAAGCAGCAUGAUAUGGAGGCAGGACAGUUUCCACCGUCCAUGCAUUUCUUCAAGGCAAAGCGCCUCAUUGACCAAAGUCCUGUCUUUAAUUUGAUACAGAAGAUGCCUAAAGGUGCUGCACUGCACGUACACGACUUUGCUAUGGUUUCAGUGGAUUGGCUGGUGAAGAACGUGACCUACAGAGAGAACUGCUAUGUUUGCUUCACAGACAAGCAGACCGUGCAGUUCAUCUUUUCCACUGGACCACCAGCAUCCAGUUUACACUGCUCCUCAUGGACUCUGCUCAGAUCCCUCAGGGAAAAAAUUAAAAACACCACUGAACUGGACAACAGUUUUAUUCGAAAUCUCACGCUCUUUACUGAAGACCCAGAUAGAGCUUAUCCUAAUCAGGAUACUGUGUGGGAGAGGUUCGAGCAGGUAUUUUUAGUGGCCUAUGGGUUGGUCACUUAUGCCCCUGUCUUUAAAGACUACCUCUAUGAAGGUCUCCGACAGUUUUAUGAGGACAACAUCAUGUAUGUGGAGAUCAGAGCACUGCUGCCACAGACAUAUGAACUCGAUGGCAGACUGAAUGAUAAAGACUGGAGUAUGGCUGCCUGUCAGGAAGUUGUGAACCAAUUUAAAAAACACCAUCCAGACUUCAUCGGGGCUCGGGUGAUUUUCACUGUCCACAGAAAAAUAAAUGCAACUGAGGCGGUGAAGACAGUAGAGGAAGCAAUGAUACUGAGAAGAAACUUUCCAGAUGUCAUGGCAGGUUUUGACUUUGUAGGACAGGAAGACCUUGGAAGACCUUUGUGGUACUUCAAGGACGCUUUGAGUUUACCUGAAGACAAGGGUUUUAACCUGCCCUACUUCUUUCACGCUGGAGAGACAGAUUCACAGGGAACAGAUGUGGAUCAAAACCUCAUGGAUGCUCUUCUGUUCAACACCACACGUAUCGGGCACGGCUUUGCUUUGGCACGUCACCCUGUGGUUAAAGAGAUGGCCAGAAAGAUGGACGUGCCGAUUGAAGUCUGCCCUAUUUCAAAUCAGGUGUUGAAGCUGGUCUCAGACCUGCGGGAUCAUCCGGCUGCAGUGCUGAUGGCUGAAGGUCAUCCUCUGGUGAUCAGCUCUGAUGAUCCUGCUGUUUUUGGAGCCACGGCUCUUUCACACGAUUUUUAUGAAGCUUUUAUGGGUUUUGGAGGAAUGAGCUUUAAUUUAGGCACAUUGAAAGAGCUAGCUUUAAACUCCCUCAGGUACAGCACAUUGCCAAGUCAAAGAAAGGAGGAAGCUAUCGACGCUCUGCUAGUAAAAUGGGACAAGUUUGUUUGGGAAAGUUUACUUUGACAGGACGUUACCACAUCAGGACGUUUUUAAUUAGGAGGCCAUUGUUUACAAGACAUCUACGUCAUUUGUUUGUCGUAUUGGUGAUACUGAGGUGCGAAAACGCCAAUUUAUGCUGAGAGAAACAGAAUGUAAUGCCUUGAACUGAUCUGUGCUGCCAUCUUGUGGAGAAUCUGAAGCAGUGCUUUUGUGAAUAUUAAUCGUGGUUUCAGAUUUAUAUAAAUGUAAAGUCACACAAUCUGAACGGGGUUAACUACUUAACUACUCAGGAUGCGUGAUAAACCUUGUCUUGUUGUAAGUGUGCAUUAAAGGGAAUGUUCACGCAACAAUGGUAAAUUCAGUCAUCAACUUGCUUGAGUUUCUUCCGUUGAACACAAAGAAGUUUUUAGGCAUUCUGCAAAGUACCAUUUUUGUUUUCAACAGAAGAAAGGAACUCCUGAAGGUCUGUAACUAUUUAAAGAGGAAAUAGUGAGUAUUUUUGGUGUGAACCGUCUUUUUAAAGCUCAUCUGAAAAGAGGUUUCACGGUUAUUAUAAUAUAACUCCAUCUUUGGAGAACAUUUUUUACCAAACCUGAGAGAGUUGUCCUCAAAUUAAAGACUAUUUACCUGAAAAACCAUUCAGAAAAGUUUAUAAUGAUAUUUGGAAGUGUUCAUUACAGCUUUUUAUAAACACUGAUCAGUAAUCUUCCUUACAACAUUCAAAUUAUUAACUAACCCCUAACCAACAUUUUUAACUGCGUAAACCCUGACAAGCUGACUUGUUAUCUGAUUGCGGUUUGUGAAUACAAAACUCAUAUGGUUUAAAAUAUGAAAGUAUUAAUAUUAAUAAAAAAAAAAGUAUUGCAAAAA